Gadus macrocephalus (Pacific cod) is the source of this 3001-nucleotide messenger RNA. RefSeq names its product G patch domain containing 1 (gene gpatch1). Lineage: Eukaryota; Metazoa; Chordata; Actinopteri; Gadiformes; Gadidae. Gene Ontology annotation, cellular component: nucleus. The transcript is spliced from 20 exons. The record is from RefSeq and is a predicted model, not a curated record. Gene Ontology annotation, molecular function: RNA binding. Gene Ontology annotation, biological process: mRNA processing. The coding region runs from base 47 to 2911 and encodes 954 amino acids.
UCGUAGUAAGGUUUGUCCCUCUGCGGGCUCCGUUGUUGUAGUAAACAUGGCGUCCGACGGCGACAACGACGAGGACUUUGUGAAUUACGGGACUCCGUUGGAGCCUCUAGAAGAAGACGAGCCGCUGAGGAGGCCGGUGCCGCUGCACGAGCAGACGGUGAAGGAUGAGAAGGGCCGCUUCCAGAGGUUCCACGGAGCCUUCACCGGGGGCUUCUCCGCCGGCUACUUCAACACCGUGGGCUCCAAGGAAGGAUGGACGCCCUCCACCUUCGUGUCGUCCAGGCAGCAGAAGGCCGGGCAGCAGCAGGCCAGGCCGGAGGACUUCAUGGACCAAGAGGACUUUGGGGAGCACGGCAUGGCCCCCACUGAGAUCAGCACCAGCGCUGAGUAUCAGUCCAGCCGGAGAGACAAGAUCCAGGACAAGGCCAAGACCAUCCAUGCUCUCUCCGCCCCUAUCCCCGGGGACACCCUGCUGGAGGAACUCAUAGCACCCGCUAGGCUGUCCAUAGGGGUGGAGCUACUGAAGAAGAUGGGCUGGAAGGAAGGCCAGGGAGUGGGGCCUCGCGUGAAGAGGAAGGCCAGCAGGCAGAAAACCAAAAAAGACUCGGCGGUUAAAGUGUACGGCUGUGCGGCUCCCCGGGCCGGCUCCGAGGAAUCUGAGGACGAGGACGAGGAUGAGUUUGCUCCGCAGAACGUGACCUUUGCCCCCAAAGACGUCAGCCCUAUCGACUUCAACCCCAAGGUGGGCGUGCACGGCCUGGGGUACCACGGGCUGGACCCAGGCCGCGCCAUGAGGGGCGGAGCUGCAGCCGGGCACAUCAACCUGUUCAGCAUGGACUCUGACAGAGCCAGCAGCCUGAUUGGAGGAAAGAAGCCGCACCAGAAACAUAGAGGAGGAGUCGCUGGACAGGCAUUCGGUGUGGGGGCUCUCGAGGACGAAGAUGAAGAGGUGUACCACAGAGACGCCAUGUCUAACUAUGACAUGGUCCUGGGAGGGGAGGAGCCUGGGGACGGGCUGUAUGGGUGGACCGCCCCCCAGCAGUACAAGAAGAAGAAAGAGAAGAAUAGCGAUGUCUCAUACCUGGGGAAGAUUCUGGAAGGAUUCACUCUGGCCUCAAAAACUGUUGAAGUGAAAACCGUCUUCACCCCGCCCAGCCUGCCCCGGGACUACCGGCCCGUGCACCACUUCCGCCCGGUGGUGGACCUCACCAAGGUCAGCCCCAUCGUGGCCGCGGCCCUGCAGGCGUCCCGGGGCCAGAUGGUCCCGGAGCAGGCGGGGCCCAGCGGGAGACACAACAUGGACUCUGGCCAGAGGGCGGCGCUGCUGGGAGAAGAGGCCCUGCAAGGACCCACCUCAGUGCUGGACAUGCUCCGUCCAGAAGACCGGGAGAGGCUGGCCCAGCUGCGGAGCUCCUCCCAGCCGGCCCCUGGCCCCGCCCCCACCAAGGACCCCCACGGUAGCAUGGUGUCUGCCGGGGGCGCCGCCGCCCGGGCGCUGGCUCAGCAGGCCCUGGCCUCCAGGUUCCAGCCGGGGCCCUCCCCUGGGGGUCUGGGCCCCUCGCCCGCUGCCCUGGGGCCCUCGCCUUGUGGCCCUGGGAGCUUCAAGCCGUUUGAGAAGAACCCCAGCAAGCAGGCCCGCUACGAGCUGUACGUCAGCAGGAUGAGGCAGGGGGACCGAGGGGCCCUGGACGACAGCAUUGACGGCAGCAUGACGGAGUGGGAGAGGAGCAGGGAGCGGGAGGAGUUCUCCCGCUCGGCCCUGCUCUACCGUCCCAGCGGCUCCUUCCUGUCCUCCCGCUUCACCAGCGCCAAGCACGCCGACGACCUGGACAGCGUGGAGGUGCCCCGCGACCAGGAGGGUGACGAAGAUGAUAAGCAGGCCGCCGUGAAGAUGAAGAUGUUUGGGAAGCUGACCAGAGACUCCCUGGAGUGGCAUCCUGACCCACUGCUCUGUAAGAGGUUCAACCUCCCUGACCCCUACCCUGGUUCAGGGAUCGUGGGUCUACCGACGGUGAAGAGGGACCGCUUCUCCGUCUUCAACUUCCUCACCGUAGCGGAGCCCACGGCGGCCGCGCCCGCUACGCCAGCUCUCCCGGAGCCCACCAAGAGAUCCAGGUGGGACUCCACCAAUAAGAAGGAGAAGACAGAGGAGGACCCCCUGGGCGACUUCCUUUCCACGGCUCGGAGCCAGGCCUCGGCCGCCCAGGGGGGCCCGUCCAGCACAGAGCCGUCCGGCAUGGACCCUGCUCCUGCCCCGGAUCCCCCGGCAGAACCGGACACAAAGACCAAGGACGCCCCCGGCUCUGACGAAGAGGAGGAGGACGAGGAGAGGCCCUCCAUGGACCUCUUCAAAGCCGUCUUCGCCAGCUCUUCCGACGAGAAGUCAUCCUCCUCCUCCUCCUCUGAGGAAGAGGAUGAGGAGGAUAAGGAUGAAGGGGAGCAUCUGGCCGGCGCCGGCAGUCUGUUCAACAUCAUGCCGAGCGUGAAGAGUACGACGCCCUCCUCGACGGCCGCGGUGCCACCUGCGUUGGCGGUUACGGUGAAGCCUGACCCGGAUGCAGCUCCGCCCCCUCCGCAGGAAGAGGAGGAGUUUGGACCCAAGCUCCCGCCCCCUUCGGCUGCACUAUCUGCAGCAGCAGCGGGAGAGUCGUCGCGGUGCCUCCCUCCUAAGCAGGAGAAGCCGACCAGGAGCAAGGAGAAACACAAGGCCAAGAAACAACACAAGCACAAGAAGGACAAGAAGAAGAAGAAACAGAAGAAGCACAAACACAAAGGGAAGGAGAAGGAGAAGAAGAAGAAGAGCAGGAAGUCCGACAGCAGUUCAGAGGGCGAGGAGGACGAGCCUGGCCAGGUGUCCACAGAGGAGCUGCUCCAGAGGUUGAAAAGUAUCCGUUCCAAGGAAGUGUGGUGAAGGAUAAUGUCCUCUGUGAGGACAGAAAACCACGUCUGCUUAUUUUAGUGAAUCUAUCAUGUUUUGAAAAUAAAAUGUUACCCAAAGGUG